AUGUCUUCGAACGCAAUAUACUCCAUAUACCUAGCCUCCUGGCACAACUUUGUUUCAGAGCCGUCUUUGGUUUCAGAGAUAACUCACGUGUGCCUGGCCUUUGUGAGCCCGUCUUUGCUCAUCAGCCCGGAGCCCCCAUCCCCUUCAGCCUUGGACCCAUUCUUUACGAACACCAGCGCCAUCCGAUCCCAGUUCCCCAAAGACGUAAAGGUAUUAUGGGCUCUGGGAGGAUGGGGUGAUACGGAGUCAUUUGGAAUUGCGGCAAGAAAUGAAACGAGCCGCAAAUCAUUUGCGAAGAACAUCAAGUCUCUACUUCAUAUCACCAAUACAGAUGGAGUUGAUCUUGAUUGGGAAUAUCCAGGUGGCAAUGGUGAUGAUUAUAAGCAACCUGGAACUACAAACUCGGCUAAGACUUGGGAAGUUGACGCUUUCUCAAAGCUCGUUUCUGAACUUCGAUCUGCAAUUGGCCCCGAAAAGAUUCUCUCCGCUGCUGUCCCUGGCCUGCAUCGAGAUAUGAUGGCAUUUGGUCCUGACAAUAUUCGAAAACUUGUACAACAUAUAGAUUUCUUCAAUAUUAUGACCUAUGAUUUGAUGAACCGCAGAGACAACGUCACCGUACACCACGCUGGUAUUGAAGGAUCCCUUGAAGCGGUGGAUCGAUAUAUCAAAAAUGGUGUUCCUCCUCACAAAGCAAUCCUUGGGUUUGCUUUCUAUGCGAAGUGGUUCAAGAUCAUUCCACUCGAAGAACAUCAUGGACCCAUCCGCAGCCCAUUAGGUCUUCCUACUGUUCAAAUGGAAGAUCUCGACACGGGGGCCGAUCUGGGUAAGUCUGGAGCAUUUGUUUGGACGGAAAACCCUUCAACCUCAGUUGAGACAUCCUUCAAGCGAGCUAUGGCACUGGGACAGUACGACGAACGCCACAAGGGCCAUUACUUUCUCGACGAGGAUGAAAGUGUAUUUUGGUCAUGGGAGACACCGGAGGCAAUUGUUAGGAAGUUCAAGAUGGUAAUGGAACAGAAAGGCUUCGGUGGAGUGUUUGCGUGGGAAUUGGGUGGUGACUCAAGAGAUUGGAGUCAUCUCAAGGCCCUCAAUAAUGUUGUUAAAGAAGCAAAAUCAUCUGGAGAAAAAAAGUAUGAUUACACGGAACUUUGA
Molecule: messenger RNA, 1152 nt
Organism: Botrytis deweyae
Lineage: Eukaryota; Fungi; Ascomycota; Leotiomycetes; Helotiales; Sclerotiniaceae
Exons: 4
Coding region: 1-1152 (383 amino acids)
Biological process (GO): carbohydrate metabolic process; chitin catabolic process
Cellular component (GO): extracellular region
Molecular function (GO): chitin binding; chitinase activity
Source: RefSeq, a predicted model, not a curated record